AAUAGCAGACGAGGACCGGGGAGGCCGCUGCUCGCUGAGCCAAUGAGCGUGGAAGGGGGCGGGGCCACACCCGGAAGCGGCGGGCGGCGCGGGGGCAGCGGCGGCGGCACCGGGACCGGGAGAAGCCGCAGCGAUGUCGGAACGGAAAGUGCUGAACAAAUAUUAUCCCCCGGACUUCGAUCCGGCCAAGAUCCCCAAGCUCAAGCUCCCGAAGGACCGGCAGUACGUGGUGAGGCUCAUGGCCCCCUUCAACAUGAGGUGUAAGACGUGUGGGGAGUACAUCUACAAGGGCAAGAAGUUCAACGCCCGCAAGGAGACGGUGCAGAACGAGUCCUACCUGGGGCUGCCCAUCUUCCGCUUCUACAUCAAGUGCACGCGCUGCCUGGCCGAGAUCACCUUCAAGACAGACCCCGAGAACACGGAUUACACCAUGGAGCACGGAGCCACCAGGAACUUCCAGGCAGAGAAGCUCCUGGAGGAGGAGGAGAAGAGGCUGCAGAAGGAGAGGGAAGAGGAGGAGCUCAACAACCCCAUGAAGGUCCUGGAGAACAGAACCAAGGACUCCAAGCUGGAGAUGGAGGUCCUGGAGAACCUGCAGGAGCUGAAGGAGCUCAACCAGCGCCAGGCCAACGUGGAUUUCGAGGCCAUGCUGAAGCAGUACAAGGAGCUGGAGGAGGAGCAGAGGCGCAAGGAGCAGGAGGAGGACGAGCAGGAGAUGAAGGCCAUGCUGGAGCAGGCCCAGCACCGCCGGCUCCUGCUGGACUCCGACUCCGACGAGGAACCGGCCAAACCCCGGCCCGGAGCCACAGCCCCGACAAAACCCACGGACAUCCUGCAGGAGGACCCCCAGCCCCAGAGCAAGAGGCCGAGGACGGCGAGCUGGGAGCGCAGCGUGGGCAAGCUCAGCACCAGGGCCCAGCUGGCCGGGCUGGUGGCCCGCAGGAGGCAGGAGCCGGAUCCUGCCCUGGAGAACGCGCCGGGAACCGGAGGCACCGCGGCCAGCACCGGCUCCCUUCCAGCAGCAGCAGCAGCAGCAGCCACGUCCUCGCUGGGUUUGCUGGGAGCCUACUCGGACAGCGAGGGCAGCGCCAGCGACUGAGGGGCUGAGGGGCAGGGAGGAGGAGCAGGGCCGGGGCUGUCCUGGCUCCGGCUGCUCCUGGAGCCCCUCACGGAGCUGGAAGCACGGCCAGGGGCCCCAGGGGCCCGGGGGUCUCCAGGCCUCUGCUGUCCCCACACCCUGCAGCAGCAGCACGGGGAGGUGUGAGGGAGGUUCAUUCCCUGCACAGGAAUCCCGGGGGAGCCCAGCCCCACUCCCAGGAUGUGUUGGGAAGUGCCAGGGCUGGCCAGGACUCUGCUGUGUCCCUUCUGGGGGUGCCACUGUCCCCACCCCUCCAGUGAUCGUGGCCAGGUCGGGUUUGGGGUGCCCUGACUGCCCUCAGCAGGAGGGGGGCCUUGGAGCCGGGGUGCAGGGCAGGGUGGGUGCUCAGCCCCUCCUUCACUUCAGCACCGGCUCUUUCUGUCCCAAGGUGUCUCAGGUCCCACCUUUGCACUCACCCGGGGGGCUUUUCCAGCCCCUCCCUGCGGGGACGGGGCUGUCCUGCCACCAGCAGCCCCCCUGAUGUCCCCAGGAGCUCGGGUUUGUCCCCCCCAGAUGUCCCCAGGAGCUCGGGUUUGUCCCCCCCAGAUGUCCCCAGGAGCUCGGGUUUGUCCCCUCCCCGCCGUUCCGAGCCCGCCGGGCUCCAGCAGCCACAGCUCCAGAAUAAAUUGGAU
Molecule: messenger RNA, 1770 nt
Organism: Prinia subflava (tawny-flanked prinia)
Lineage: Eukaryota; Metazoa; Chordata; Aves; Passeriformes; Cisticolidae
Gene: YJU2
Product: YJU2 splicing factor homolog
Exons: 8
Coding region: 134-1099 (321 amino acids)
Biological process (GO): mRNA splicing, via spliceosome
Cellular component (GO): U2-type catalytic step 1 spliceosome
Source: RefSeq, a predicted model, not a curated record